AUCUUUUUCUGGUUUGGAGGUUUCAUUUUGGGUCUGCUUAAUUUCUUCUUCCCUCGAUUCAUCAUUCACUUCCUUUGCAAGAGAAACAGAAAUGGCAGGGGCUUUAGUUGGAGGUGCGUUUCUCUCAGCUUCUCUCCAAGUUCUAUUUGACAGGUUGGCUUCUCGCGAGGUUGUGAGCUUCAUCCGGGGGCAGAAGCUCAGCGAUGCGCUCCUGAAGAAGUUGGAAAGGAAGUUGCUGGUCGUCCAUGCAGUGCUCAACGAUGCUGAGGUCAAACAGUUUACAAAUCCAUAUGUGAAGAAGUGGCUGGUCUUGCUUAAAGAGGUCGUGUAUGAUGCGGAGGACAUAUUGGAUGAGAUCGCCACAGAGGCUUUGCGACACAAGGUGGAAGCUGCGGAGUCGCAAACCAGCACAAGUCAGGUGGGUAACAUCAUGGACAUGUCAACCUGGGUUCUCGCUCCAUUUGAUGGUCAGGGCAUAGAGUCUAGGGUGGAGGAGAUCAUUGAUAGACUAGAAGAUAUGGCACGAGACAGAGACGUCCUCGGGUUGAAAGAAGGCGUUGGUGAGAAAUUGGCACAAAGGUGGCCUUCUACUUCUUUGGUAGAUGAAUCUCUUGUUUAUGGUAGGGCUCAAAUUAAGGAGGAGAUGGUUCAACUGUUGCAGUCUGAUAAUGCAAGGAGUACUGAUGCCAUGGGUGUGAUCUCCAUAGUCGGCAUGGGUGGCACAGGCAAAACCACACUUGCCCAGCUGCUCUACAAUGACCAAAGGGUGAAGAAACAAUUCGAUCUCCAGGCAUGGGUUUGUGUUUCCGAAGAAUUUGAUCCUAUCAGAGUUACGAAAACAAUUCUCGAGGCAAUCAAUUCAUCCACGUCCAAUACCACUGAUCUAAAUCUACUUCAGGUUCAACUGAAGGAGAGAAUUAAUAUGAAGAAAUUUCUACUUGUCCUGGAUGAUGUUUGGAACGAAGACUCUUGUGACUGGGAUGCGCUACGAACUCCACUCAUAGUCGGGGCAAAGGGAAGCAAGAUUAUUGUAACUACGCGAAGCACCAAUGUUGCAUCUGCCAUGCGUGCAGUCCAUACUCAUUGUUUAGGUGGGUUAUCCUUUGAAGAUGGUUGGUCCCUGUUCAAAAAACUUGCAUUUGAAAAUGGAGACUCAAGUGGGCAUCCACAACUAGAAGCAAUCGGAGAAAAGAUUGUCCACAAGUGCCAAGGUCUACCACUGGCUAUAAAAGCAAUGGGGAGUCUCCUACACUCCAAGGUUGAAGCAAGAGAAUGGGAUGAUGUAUUAAACAGUGAAUUAUGGGAUUUGCCCACAGAUGCGGUUCUUCCUGCUCUGAGGUUGAGUUAUUAUUACCUGCCUUCACAUCUAAAAUGCUGUUUUUCUUAUUGUUCAAUCUUUCCCAAAAACUACGAAUUCAAAAAGAAGAAGCUUGUUUUGUUAUGGAUGGCAGAAGGUUUGUUGGAACAAUCAAAAGGCAAGAAAAGAAUGGAGGAGGUAGGCAAUUUGUACUUUCAAGAACUUUUAUCAAAGUCAUUUUUUAAAAAUUCAAUUAGCAAUGAGUCAUGUUUUGUAAUGCAUGACCUUGUUAAGGACUUGGCACAAUUGGUAUCCGGAGAAUUUUCUAUUUCUUUGGAGGAUGGUAAGAUGGACAAAGUCUCAGAGAAGACUCAUCAUUUAUCGUAUUUGAUUAGUCCAUAUGAUGUAUAUGAGAGAUUUGACCCACUUUCUCAAAUUAAGUAUCUCCGAACAUUUUUAGCAAGAGGCGAAUAUUGGAACCUUGCAUAUCAAUACUUAAGUACUAGAGUUCUACACCAUCUAUUGCCGGAAAUGAAAUGUUUACGAGUGUUGUGUUUGAAUAAUUAUCGUAUUACUUAUUUGCCUCAUUCGAUUGAGAAGUUGAAACACUUGCGCUACUUGGAUCUCUCUACGACAAUGAUUCAAAAGUUGCCUGAAUCAGUUUGUAAUUUAUACAAUUUACAAACAAUGAUGUUAUCAAAUUGUGUGCUUCUCAUUGAAUUACCUUUAAGGAUGGAAAAAAUGAUUAAUUUGCGUUACCUUGAUAUUAUUGGUACCGGGGUGAAAGAGAUGCCAAGUGAUAUAUGUAAGCUAAAGAAUUUACAAUCCCUUUCUACAUUUAUUGUGGGCCAAAAUGGUGGGUUAAGUUUGGGAGCAUUGAGGGAACUUUCAGGAAGUCUUGUCAUUUCAAAGCUAGAGAACGUAGCAUGUGAUGGGGAUGUAUUAGAAGCUAAUAUGAAGGACAAAAAGUACCUUGAUGAGUUGAAGUUUGAGUGGGAUAAUGAGAACACUGAUGUUGGUGGUGUUGUGCAAAAUAGAAGGGAUAUAGCCAGCAGCUUACAGCCACAUACAAACCUCAAGAGACUCCAUAUUAAUUCUUUUAGUGGUUUAAGCUUUCCAGCUUGGGUAGGAGAUCCUUCAUUCUUCAAUCUGGUUGACCUGGGGCUUCAGAAUUGUAACAAUUGCUCGUCAUUGCCACCACUCGGACAGCUACCCUCUCUUAAACAUCUUUCUAUCUUACAAAUGAAAGGAGUUAAAAUGGUGGGUAGUGAAUUUUAUGGGAAUGCUUCUUCCUCCAACACAGUUAAGCCCACCUUCCCGUCCCUACAAACUCUAAGAUUCGAGAAGAUGUACAACUGGAAGAAAUGGUUAUGUUGUGGAUGCAGACGUGGAGAAUUCCCUCGUCUUGAGAAGCUUUGUAUGAAUGAAUGUCCCAAACUCAUUGGGAAAUUACCAAAACAGCUUCGUUCAUUGAAGAAACUUGAAAUCAUUGAUUGUGAGUUGCUUUUGGGCUCCCUCCGAGCUCCUCAAAUCCGUGAAUGGAAAAUGUCGUAUCAUGGUAAAUUUCGCUUGAAAAGGCCAGCUUGUGGGUUCACUAAUCUCCAGACUUCAGAAAUUGAAAUUUCACACAUCUCUCAAUGGGAGGAACUGCCACCACGAAUACAGAUACUAACAAUCAGAGAAUGUGAUUCGAUAGAGUGGGUAUUGGAGGAGGGAAUGCUACAAAGAAGCACAUGUCUUCUCCAACAUUUGCACAUCACAAGUUGUCGUUUCUCCAGACCCUUGCACAGUGUUGGUUUGCCCACUACAUUGAAGUCACUCCAUAUCUGUAAGUGUACCAAACUGGAGUUUCUCCUGCAUGCGCUAUUGAGAUCUCACCAUCCAUUCCUUAAACGUUUAUCCAUAUCUGAUGUUAGCAGCUGUAAUUCUUUCUCAUUAUCUUUCUCAUUAAGCAUCUUCCCACGGUUGAACAGUCUCAACAUCUCUGAUUUUGAAGGGUUUGAAUUCCUCUCCAUCUCCCUUUCUGAGAGGGAUCCCACGUCUCUUAAUUAUUUAACUAUCGAAGACUGUCCUGAUCUGAUAUAUAUUGAAUUGCCCGCUCUCGAGUCUGCACGCUAUGAGAUCUCCAGAUGUAGGAAGCUGAAGUUGCUGGCGCAUACACGCUCAUCGUUGCGGGAAUUGCGAUUAAUAGAUUGUCCAGAAUUGUUGUUUCAGAGAGAUGGUUUGCCCUCCGACUUACGUGAACUUGAAAUUUCAUCCUGCAACCAACUCACAUCUCAGGUGGAUUGGGGUUUGCAAAGACUGGCCUCUCUUACAAUAUUCACAAUCAAUGAUGGAUGCCGAGACAUAGAAUCAUUUCCCAAUGAGUCCCUACUGCCCUCCACACUUACCUCUCUUUACAUAUCUAAUCUUCCAAAUCUCAAGUCUCUGGACAGCAACGGGCUUCGACAUCUUACCUCUCUAACAACAUUAUACAUCUCCAAGUGCCCUAAGUUCCAAUCCUUCGGAGAAGAGGGGCUUCAACAUCUUACCUCUCUUGAAAAUUUACAGAUGUACUCACUCCCUAUGCUUGAAUCCUUGAGAGAAGUAGGUCUUCAACACCUCACCUCUCUUAAAGCAUUGUCUAUCUCCCGCUACCAUAAUCUCCAAUACUUGACAAACGAGAGACUGCCAAACUCGCUCUCUUUCCUGGAAAUCCAGAGUUGUCCUUUGUUGAGGCAUAGGUGCCAAUUUGAGAAAGGCCAAGAUUGGGAAUAUAUAGCUCACAUUCCACGCAUAGUAAUAGAUCGUGUGCUAUACUAAUGACUAAUGAAGGUGGUGAUUCCACAUACAUUAAGACUUGGGUGUGCCAUACAGUCAGUCAGGUUAACACAAGUCUCCUUAUACACAAACUUGUAAGAUUCCAUUGCCUAUGGUGAGACAGACAAGGUGCCAAGUAGCCCUCCACGUAUCAGAGACUUGUGUUCUUGAUAUAUGACUAUGAUCUUUCCAAUCAAACAAUAUUUCAUGAGUCUCCCCCUGGAAAGGCAGCAGCAAACACACACAUCUGAGACUAUUCCAUUGGAAAUUUGCAAUAUGCCCUGCGUCAAUAUUUCCUGCCCUGUUGUUGGAGAUUUGAGGGUGCAGAAUACUCUGCCCUUUGACUUCAGAUAUGUUCUCUUAUGCUACAAGCCUGAAAACAAAGAAGUGAAGAGGUGUGGAGGAAGACUGACAAUAGGUGCUUGCAUUUUAACAUAGAUGAUUGAAAUAUUUCAAUGGCUCGUUCAAUUUACCUUUAUAAUGGGCAGAGGUGAUUCCUGAAUUUAUCCAUAGAUUUCUGUGAUACAGGCAAACAUGGAGGAAUUUCUGGUAGUUUAUGGUGCUAUGAGGCCGGUGUAUUUUUCGCUUAAAAGGCCAAUUUUGUAAGGACAAUUGCAACAUUUCCAUAUUGUAAGGCAAUGCCUAACAAAAAGGUUGUAUGAGGCUGAAAUGUGUGAUAUCUUAUACCCACCAGAAAGUAACAGUCAGCAUUUUACCAGAGAUGGUGUUUACUGUGCUUCUGCUUGCAUAAAGGGAGAGAUCAGCAGUUAGCCACAUUUGAAAGGCAAGGAUACAGGAAUAUAGCAUCUUUGUUAUGAUUUUACUGCAUUUAUUUCUUUCCUAAUUUUGAUUUCAUUUUGUUCUUGUUUUGGUUUUUCUUAUGUCUUCUGUAUACGUUGUGUUGCUGUUGGGAUGAUCACUUAGAUCACUGUCAUGUACCCUACUCAAAAACAGGAUCCUUUUCUUAGAAUUGACAAUGUUCCUGUUCUUCUCAUUGGAGGAAGUCUUGGCUCUCAUUGAAGUUCUUAGUUAGAGUACCUAAUAUGCAAGAUAUGAUCAAAUAUUACUUGAAUUCGAAUUUCCAGAACUCUGUUAGUGAUGAAUUACAGGGAUCACACCAGCUUUUUCCUUGUUUCCUUGUCCCGCAAUAACUAUGUACUUUUGCUUAUGGGUCAUGAAGGAUUAAGCAAUUAAAGACAAUAGGAGUCAUCAUCAUCACAAGUCACGGCAUAUAAUAAAUAAGAAAUAGAAAAUUAAAGGUGAAAAAUGAAAUCCAUUCACUUAUACCCCAAAUGAUACCGAAACAUGCCCCUGACUAGUUAUUCACAGACAAAAUAAACAUGUCUUCUGUUUCAGAUAUAUCAGCCAGCCCUUUGAUCAUCCCUCAUGAGUCACCUUCAUUAACUGGUGCUGAGAGCUUCUGCAAAGGCGCCUGAAGAUGCUGCUGUUUUAGUGCUAGGAACAUGAUUUGUAUUAAACAAGAAGAUGGCGGGUAUGCUACUACCAAAGCUAAGAAACCCAAAAUCCUUUUGGUUUUAAAAUAAUGUCUUCCUUUCAAUUAACCAUUUGUUGAUGGAUACAUACAUUUUAUGUGCAUCUGUCCAUGUCUUCGUGAUUAUUUUCUUUCAGGUGGUUAUGACCUUUCCAAUUCCAAUCACGCUUUAACUCCAUCUUCUUGAGUCAGGCACCCCCUCCAGUGGAAAACAGAUGUCUGACUCAGUAGUCCUUUUCUCUUUAUUGUUUGGUGUCAUUGUUUCAUGCAAAGCUGUGUUUUGCAAAUAAUGAUGAACUAUUAGAUUGAUGGAUAUCCUUUUGGUUGAGAUGGUUCAGAGCUUCAUGAUACAAAAAACUGUUGGGAAACUAGCAUCUUAUAAUAGUCUUGAUGUGUGUACGUGCUAGAUCUUUAAAGUGGACGAACAAGGGGAUUUUCUGGUUGGUGGGAUUCAACUUACAACUUAGGGGAUUUGUUGCUCUGGAAGGGGGACAUAGAAGAAGUCAAAGCACCUCUAAAUAUAUGUGUUGAUCUAGCCAAUUUCAGGUCAGUUGUGAUUGAAAUCUAACUGAUCCUUUAAGGACAUAUCUACUUGCCCUGAACUCCGAUCCUUGACAGAAGUUGAUGUUCAACAUCUUGUUCUUUAAUAUUAAGAUUGGUCUCAAAUGUCCUUUAUACACAAAUUAACUUUAAAGUUGUUGCCUAUGGUCAUAAGACAUGGUGCCAGGCAGCACUCCAGGUAUAAUAAGUGACUUGUCCUCUUGUUAUAUACUCAUGAGCCUCAAAUUCUCUUCC
Molecule: messenger RNA, 6383 nt
Organism: Vitis riparia (riverbank grape)
Lineage: Eukaryota; Viridiplantae; Streptophyta; Magnoliopsida; Vitales; Vitaceae
Product: putative disease resistance RPP13-like protein 1
Exons: 6
Coding region: 92-4099 (1335 amino acids)
Biological process (GO): defense response to other organism
Molecular function (GO): ADP binding
Source: RefSeq, a predicted model, not a curated record